Messenger RNA from Stylophora pistillata, 2597 nucleotides. RefSeq lists its product as uncharacterized. Gene Ontology annotation, cellular component: cytosol. The record is from RefSeq and is a predicted model, not a curated record. Gene Ontology annotation, biological process: apoptotic process; hippo signaling; negative regulation of cell population proliferation. NCBI's taxonomy places the organism in Eukaryota, Metazoa, Cnidaria, Anthozoa, Scleractinia, Pocilloporidae. Gene Ontology annotation, molecular function: protein binding; molecular adaptor activity.
GACUCAUGACAUGUUUACAAUUUUAGGCAUUACUCAAAAAUUAUGUGGUGGGAAAGAAUGGAAUUUUCUUUUCGAAAUAUUUGAAGCAACAAACCUGCCUUGAUCAUCAACGAGAAUGAAGAUGCCCUUCUUAGGAAAGUACUUCGUAAAGAAGAAAGGGAAAGGAGGCAAAGAACGGCUGCAAGGCAAAUACAAGAAGCGUGAAAACACAACUGAAAUUCUUGAAGAACGCUUGAAGAGAUGUGCAUCAACACCUUGCUUCCAGUCCGUACUCUCGGAAACAGACAUUUCAGAAUCGUACAUCAUGGACUGUGCUAGCAGUGAUAACGCUGGUAUUGUAAUGGUGGCUCAUGAUAGCAAUCCCAACAGACCACACAGUUGUCAUCUGCAUCCUGAUUUGCCAGAUGCAGGAGAAAGAUUGUCCCAGUCCAGUUUUGAAAACAGUAGGAACAAUAACAUGGGUGAUAUUUUAGAAGCAGUUCAAAGGCUGCAGAUGACUGCAGAAUCAUGUCAGACUUGCACUACUAAUAAAACACCUCCAGAGGCUAGAAAAUUGGGAUACCGACACCCACCUCCAUAUCCUGAACAAAUGGAACACUCUAUAAGCUCUUUGGAUAAGUAUCGGCAUCCUCCACCAUACAGAGAGCCUGUGGAUACCAUGUCGAAGUUCGAUGGAGCUAGUUUCUAUUCACACAGGGCAGGAAAAAUGGCCGGUGAUUACAGUGCUUUUUAUAAUCUUGAGGAAUCAAAUUAUAGACACCCUCCUUCUUACAGUCAUUUCCAAGCACUCCCUGGGCCCUCAGGUGAUAGUAUUUCUCUAGACAGUAGGUUAGUAAAUGGACCUCCGAAGCUUAAAGUGGACAAGAAAGUUAUGAGUGAAUCAAAUUUGACUCCUGGUGGGUACAGUUAUGCACAGAAUGCACCAAAGAAUGUUUCAAACAUGUAUGGUAAUAAAGGACUGUACAAUGUGCAUGGUGGAAAGCCAUUUUCUAAUGUUCAAGAUUCAAUCAGUUAUGAUCUGUCUUAUGGUGAGCCUUACAUACCAGAUGCUGCAUCACAAAGGUUUAGAUUCUAUACAAAUCAGGGUCCUGCAUCUUCAAACAAUGUGUUUAGUGAAAAUGGAAGUGAGGUGUUAACUUCGUAUGGUGAUAGUGGUCUGUCAUAUUCUGGCAGAGGUCAGGGUAUCUACACUUCGCAGACUGAAUCUGCUGUGAAACUGCAAGGACCUGUCACCAUGCAGCAAGGGGGAUUUGGUGAGAAAUUCUUCCCCUCUGGAAACAUGAAUGACAAAAAGAAUUUAGUGUUUAAUGGCAGUCAGCUAAACCAAUUAGAUCUCUCUCUUCCUCCUGGAUUCCAAGUGUCAUGGACUCCGGACGGGAGAAAAUAUUACAUAGAUCACAACACGGAAACAACAGAUUGGUGUCACCCUCUCGAGAAAGCAGGUUUACCAGAUGGCUGGGAAAAAAUUGAAUCCCCAAACUUUGGGGUCUACUAUGUCAAUCAUAACACAAAGAUAACGCAGUAUGAACAUCCAGUGAAAACACAGUUCAUCCAGCACCAGCAGCAUCAACAGAGGAGGGUGUCAGAUGCUGGACGUCCAGAAUCUCAAGCCAUUCCCGCACAGAAUCCCUUAGUGCCAGCAAAUCCAUAUAUUAGUGAAGAAAUACCUGAAUGGCUGCAAAUUUAUGCCAAGGCUAGCCCAGAUUAUGACUGUUUUCUAAAGUGGGAUUUGUUCCGUUACGCGGAGCUAGAUUGUUGGCAGACAAUGCUAAAACGACUGUACAAAAAAGAAGUGGAACAGGUCGUUAUGAGGCAUGAGGAAUACAGACAGGCCCUGCAGAAGGAAUAUGAAAAUAAGCAGAAGAUUGAAGAGGACAAAAGAUUGAGUGAUCAAGCUCUAGCAGAUCUGGAUGAGUUAGAUAAGGAACUUGCCAAGUACUAAGAGAACCACCCUUCUCCCCCACCCCCCCUUCCCUCUCUGUAGCUAGUGCUGAGUGUGGGAAACGCAUGUAUCUAAGUGGUGAUCUAGACUGAUUUUGCAUCUGAUUGGUUGCAAAGGUGAAACAAAGUACGCAUGGACACAAAACCAAAGCGAGACUUACAUCAGAUUGGUUGAUUAGGUGGCAUAGCUUUUUUGUUGGGCCAAUCACAGUUAAGCAAAAAGUGUUGAUUGCACAUUACCAGUCUUCUAACAUCAAAAAUAAUAAACGGCAUGAUAUUUAAUUCUGAUAUUCAUAUGAAGAAUACUUAUUUGACCAGAGUGGUCACAUGUAUGCGCUCUGCAAAAGUAAUGGUGUUAUAUAAAAUUAAAAGCAAAAAUAGAACAUUUACAUUAAAUAGUUUUCCUAGACUAGAAAGUCUUUAGCAUUUAUGGAUGAAUUUUCAUUCUAAUUCAUUUUAAUUUUAAAAACACUAAGAGAAGAGAGGUCCUUGGCUAGUUUGCCUUGCCUCAAUUUUGUAAUGUACGGUAAUAAACCCUACUGUUACAUGGAAUAUAUUUAAGAAAUAAGUAUUAAUGGCUUUGUAGAGCUUUUUUCCAGGUUUAUAUUGGAUAUAUUAAAGAGAGUGUUUUCCUUUUAAUCACUUCCUUAAAAUAA